This is a messenger RNA of Gilbertella persicaria, 1092 nucleotides long. RefSeq lists its product as uncharacterized. The transcript is spliced from 6 exons. NCBI's taxonomy places the organism in Eukaryota, Fungi, Mucoromycota, Mucoromycetes, Mucorales, Choanephoraceae. Gene Ontology annotation, cellular component: plasma membrane. The coding region runs from base 18 to 1019 and encodes 333 amino acids. The record is from RefSeq and is a predicted model, not a curated record.
AAAUUUCUUCUUUAUCAAUGACAAUUAAAAUUACAGACGAUUCUGCUCCUUUGACUGAUUAUCCUGAAAGUGGUGAGCCAUCUCUUUCUGUUGGGCCUUCGUCGGGACCUUUAAGACAACAAAAAGGAGAAUUUGCUACUGAAGGUGUACAGCCUAGCUUAGCCUUGGAACUUGAUAUUAGCACCAUCGAGCAUGGGUGGUAUGGUAAUAUGAUGAACGGAUUAGGUUCAAUCUUGGGUGCCUUAGGCUCUAUACCUUGCUGUAUAUGUUUCCCCAACCCUUAUAAAGCCAUAGACCAAGGACAAGUUGGACUUGUAUGCCGCUUUGGAAAGUUUUAUAAAUGUGUUGAUCCAGGUCUUGUCAAGCUCAAUGUCUGCACAGAAAGCUUAAAGAGAGUAGACAUUAAGAUACAAGUAGCUGAUAUACCAUCACAAUAUGUCAUGACAAAAGAUAACAUCACUGUUCGUAUUGAUAGUGUUCUUUACUGGCAUAUUGUUGACCCAUAUCAAGCGUCUUUUGCUGUAAAGAAUGUACAGAAAGCAUUGAUUGAAAGAACCCAAACUACACUUCGUCAUAUUUUGGGUGGAAGGGUUCUACAAGAAUGCGUCGAAAAUCGAGAAGCAAUUGCUCAAGAAGUACAAGAUAUCACAGGCCGUGUUGCUUCUGAUUGGGGUGUCAAGAUCGAGUCCAUCUUGAUCAAAGAUUUCAAUUUCUCAAAGGAACUUCAAGAAUCUUUAUCGGCUGCUGCUCAAGCUAAACGUAAAGGUGAAUCCAAAGUGAUUUCUGCAAAGGCCGAAGUAGACUCUGCCAAACUGAUGAGAGAAGCAGCUGAUAUUCUAAAUACACCAGCAGCUAUGCAAAUUAGAUAUUUGGAUACAUUGAAUAAUAUUUCGAAGGCUCCAAAUGCGCGCGUUGUUUAUUUGCCUCCUAGUGAACAAAACGCAGUUUUGGAAGCCAACGGUAACUCUUCAUCGUUUGGCCCAAUGAAAGCACAAAAUUACCUUCAAAUAUCAGAAUAAAAUAUUUACUAAUUGUGUAUGACAUAACCUAUCCUAAAUCAGGUUCAAGUUGAAUACAUCGAACAUGAUUGGC